Molecule: messenger RNA, 4028 nt
Organism: Penaeus indicus
Lineage: Eukaryota; Metazoa; Arthropoda; Malacostraca; Decapoda; Penaeidae
Product: jouberin-like
Exons: 12
Coding region: 147-3257 (1036 amino acids)
Biological process (GO): motile cilium assembly
Cellular component (GO): ciliary basal body
Molecular function (GO): protein binding
Source: RefSeq, a predicted model, not a curated record
CCGAGGGAAUGUCUUUGUUUAUAUUUUGCAUUUGAAAAGGACCCGAGCUGUCAAGUGGAUUAUUUUAUGCUAUUCUGGCUGGGUUUUCGUAAUUCGUGAUAGUUUCGGAAGGUGUUAUAUUAACUAGGUUUGAGUUGUAGUUGUUGAUGGCUGUAGAGGACCUGGAGCCCCUCACCAAAAGUGAGCAGAAGGAUGGACGAGAGGCUGAGACGGACGGCAAAGACACGGGGGAUUCCCUCAACGUCCUCUUGACAUCAGCUCUCCAUAAGCAUGCGGCGAAAAAACUGGCAAAAAAAGUAGGCAAGAAGAAGAAGACAGAAAAUGAGCAAGAGGUCAGAAUAGAAAAAGUUGAGAAAAAGAAGAAAAAGGAAAGUAAGUUCUCCAAGGCAAAGAAAUCUGAAGAUGACCUGGAACUAAGAGAGGUUACAGUCAUAAAGGAAAAGAAGAAAGGGAAGAAGACUGAUCAAGAUGAGGGACGUCUCCAGCGACUCGAAGAAGUGGAAGACGAAACUCUCCAUGCUCUGGAAACGGGGAAAGAGGAGGACGACAAAAAUGAGGAAGAAGUUUCACGUAGAGAUCCCUGUCCUUCUGGUGGAGAGAUAGAUUCCCCAACGAGAGACUACCUCAAAGCCGUCUCUGUGCCCAAGAAGAAAACGGCACGGAAGCCGAGGCGUGCUGUCAAGGAUGACGGGAAAGUUUUAGGCGUAACAGUGCAUUGUGCAGAUCGGCUCGAAGGAUCACCUCUGCUGCUACCUCAUCCAGCUGUCCAGGUGCACAUUUGCAACGCCGACACGGGAGAAUGGCUACAGAAAACAACACCAGAGCGGAAAGUCACCUCCUACUACGAGAGCAAUGACGUGGAUCACAUUCUCCCCAUUAUGACCCAGCCUUAUGAUUUACGCAAAGCCAAGAGCCUCCACUGCCGCUGGGAAGAACAGCUGAUAUUCAACGAGCCGAUGGGCCACUUCACUUCACCCGAGCCACAGGUCAUCGUCUUCUUCCAGAUGAUGGACUUCCCACCGUCAGCCGCCAACGCCUCAAAUGCCACGUCCAACCAGACCAGGGCGUCAGCAGCCACUCGCGGCCUGACGACAUUUGCCUGGGCUUUCCUGAAGGUGCAGGGGGCCAACAACCAUGUCAACAUUGGCCAGAGGUUGCGGCUGCAGCUCUUCCGGCCGAGGAAGCAGUCGGGGAUUGGCCUCAAAGACUUGCACAGCUGGUGGAAGAGCGGCAGCCGGACCAAGUACCCAGCCACGCUCUACGUCACGCUCCAGGAAAUGGUCAUACCGCAGCAUCCUCGGCCAGCUCUCAGAUCCAUGCUUGCCACACAGCAGGAGCAAGGUGGAGGAUCUGUGUUGAUGGAUGUCUUAGAUCAGUCAUCAACAAAUGGAUCAGUUCACAGACCGUCAAGUACACAUGACAAACUACAAGUCAGUUGGUCACGCAAACCAAACCAGUCUUGUAAGAUCCCAAACCAUGUCAAACACUGCCUCUCCUAUACUGACCAGGGUUGCCUAGUGGUAAAAUUUUCAAACAAUGGACUGAAACUAGCCUGUGGUGCUUACAAGCAGAUUCUUGUAUAUGAUGUUUUAAGUGGGCAGCUUGAACUAAGUUUAUCUGGACAUUUGGGGCUUGUUUAUGAUGCAUCUUGGAGCGACAGUGACGAGUUGUUGCUUACAGCGUCUGCAGAUUCAACGGCACGUGUUUGGAACACCAAAGCUGAGGAAGGCUGUGGGCAUGGGCAAGUUUUAGCUCACCCCUCUUAUGUGUACACAGCUAGAUUUGUGCCUUCAAGACACCAAGUCAUAGUCACUGGUUGUUAUGAUCAUGUUUUAAGGGUCUGGUGCAGUAGUAAGGGAGGAGGUUAUGGGGUUGUGCAGGAACUAACAAAUCACUUGGGCUUCAUUAAUGCACUCUGUUUCAACCCAGAAGGGGAUUUGCUGUAUUCAGGAGAUAAGCAGGGCAUAAUUCUAGUCUGGAAGGUCAGUCUACCAAAGAAGGACAAGGGAAAGAAGAAAAUCAAGCCUUUAACUUUUGAACAUGAAGUAAAGAUACCUGACAUUCUAGGAAACACAAUAAAUACCAUAUCUUUUCACCCUGGAGGAUACCGCUUGCUGGUUCACACAAGGGACAGCCAGAUAAGACUUGUGAAUCACGUGCAUUGGACUGUAACUCACAGGUUGAGAGGUUUGCUGAAUGUACGCGAGCAAAUUCGAGGAUGUGUAAGCCCAUGUGGGACUUGGGUAUUGUCAGGUAGUGAAGAUCAUGGUGUUUAUAUCUGGAACUCAGACACUGGAGAGAUGGUGUCGGCUUUCAUGGAUUUACCUAUUGAUGGAACAAUAUCAUGCAUUGAUUAUCAUCCACAUGAACACAUGGUAGCUUUAUGUUCGUAUUCCAACGAAGCACCAGUCCUGAUCCUAGAUUACGAUGAGGACAUGCAGGCCACCAAUACCACAGUCCCACUUGCAGUUCAACCUGCUGGCUCAGUGAGGGCACACUCUCCCAUGUUAAGAAGUCCAAGUCCGAGUUUCAUCCCUAGAAAACUGUCUUCUUCGCCUCACAGGAAUUACACCUCCACUUCCAUGGACAGAAGUGCAUCUUCUGUGCCCCCAUCUGAAGCUCUUCCAUACAAGUCAAGGCCUUUAGAACCUAGUUCCUUUCAGCACAAUAACAUGCACGGUGACCUGUACAACACGGCUCUUGAUCACGAAGCCUCUACUAAAAGAAAUACUGAUAACUCUCUUGGAGGUAAAGACCUGUUGAGUGAACAAGGCAAAAGAAUUCUUAGCAAGUUGGAUACAGUGCUUAAAAUGGCAAGUGAAAAUCCCAUUGGCCUAAAUGACAGCAGUGUUAACCACUAUGGGGAUGAUUUGGUACCUCUGGGACAGUUGGCUACCGUCCUGUAUGACUACCACAGUGUGGAGCGUGAUGAACUCUCCGUUAAGCAAGGAGACUAUGUCAUGGUGAUUCAAGAAACCAACAGCGACUGGUGGCUCGUGCGAACUGCUGACCAGAGACUCACAGGCCUUGUCCCAGCCUCAUACCUACAGCACCUGCAUGGGGGAAUAAGGGUAGACGAUGACGACAUUGAUUGGAUUGAUUCGGGGAAUGUGAUAGCCAUCCCGUCAGAGAGCGGAGAGGUGAGUUUCAUUUCCGACAGUGAAGGAACCCCAAGCAAAGCCAGGGCCCGGAGGCAUAAGGCCAAAAUGGGUGGAGAAAAUGCAAAAGUCCUCACUUCCACGCCAAGGCCGAAGUAACCAUGAAACAGUGAGGAAAAUUAAUACUACUGCCAAUACUGUAGUUUAUGCCAAGUGCAGAAGUAUGUGCAAUUCAUCAAAUUUAUUCAAAAUUAUAAAGUUUUCUUUCUAUUUAGUUUUUUAUUUAUUAUUAAGAAGGAUAGUCGAGAGAGUAUUGAAUGAAAGAAGCAUUCCAGUGUAAAACCUCAGAGAGGCAUGCAUUUACUUGUAAUAUAUUUAUUUUGGCAAGUUUGUAUAAUUAUAUAUUGUAUAUUAUAUGUAACAGUUUUAAGAGGGUUGUUUCAGGGAUAUAUCAAUGUAAAAAUUAUUAUUUUUUUGGGGGAAUAGAGACUUGUUCAAGAUUCCCCACAUAGUUCUGUCUAAGGUAGGGGGGGGAGGGGAGAAGAUAGUACUAACCAUGAGCAGAAAUUAGUAUCCGUGCCUGUACAUCAGCCAGAUUUUUUUCCCGUCAAAUACUUUAUAAGUAUUCUCAUAGGCUUGUAAAGUAUGUUAGUAACAUGCAAUAACUGGUGCUUCACAAGAUGCCUUUGGUUAUAUUCUUGUGCCUGAUGGGAAAAAAAUCAAGUCAUUGUAGAUUUACAGUGUCCUUGUAACUGUGCCUCUGAAUUGGUUGACAUGUUGACUGUGGCGUGUUCUGCCCUCAACCAAAGUCUUUAUGUGUAAUUUCAUACCGUCCAUUAUAUAGGUGCCAUUGCUGUUAGAGAGUUUUAUGCUCUUGUUGUCCAGAUACAAUUUCUGGGCAUGAAUAUUUUAUGUAUCUGUAUAUGUAAA